AUGUCAAACAUACAACGAGAUCCAAAGCCAUACUUGAAAAAGAUAUUAUCGUCGUUAGAUAUACAGUAUCAGGGGCCAUCACAGCAAUUUCCAAAUGUUGAAUCAUACGCUACACAGUUUGGGAAACAACUCAAGCCGCAAUGUGCAAUUAUUAUGAAUGGGAAACCAUUGAUACCCACAAAUAAUGAUGCAAAAUUGGAAUUUCAAAAAAAAUGGUUGUUAUCGCCAUUGACGUUUCAUCAGUUGAAUAGUUUUGACAGCCAUUUAAUACCUGGCACAGGAACAUUUGUUAUAAAUGCCAGUGGUAAAGUAAAAUUUGAUGAAAGUGGUAGAAACAGGCUUGGGGAAACGUCCGAUUUGAUACAUCCUAUAAAUAAUGCCACUGUUAAAGGGAGACCUGUCUGGGGAUCAUGGUUUGGUUUUAACUUGAAUUUGAUAGUAGACGAAUCCAUUUUGAACAACCCCGAAAGUGAGGCGAUUAAUAGUUACAACUACAGAUUUACAUACAAACCUGAUGAUAGUGUGAUUCAAAUUUAA
Debaryomyces hansenii CBS767 is the source of this 537-nucleotide messenger RNA. It is a transcript of the gene MTR2, whose product is annotated as Mtr2p. NCBI's taxonomy places the organism in Eukaryota, Fungi, Ascomycota, Pichiomycetes, Serinales, Debaryomycetaceae. The record is from RefSeq and is a predicted model, not a curated record. The transcript has 2 exons. The coding region runs from base 1 to 537 and encodes 178 amino acids.